AUGUGGCAGCUCUUGAUGCGAGAGCUCCCCGUCAUCGAAAGCCACCACACAACACACCAGCAUCCCACAGGCCUCUUGCCGCAUGCCCUUGUGACAGCAUCCCCUGCAGAUUCUCUUAUUCCCAGCCCAGCCGCUAGCGGCAGAACCGCGAACGCCUCCACGGCUGCCGCUGCGCUAACGGCGCCUUUGAUCCCCUUUGAAUAUCCAAGAGUCCCGUCGACGCAGCAGCAGCAGCAACAGCAGCAGCAGCAACAGCAGCAGCAGCAACAGCAGCAGCAGCAGCAGCAGCAGCAGCAACAGCAGCAAAUGCCUCUUUCGCUGCUUUCUGGGGCUUCCAGUACACCGGGGCUGCUGGCGUCUCAGCAGCAGCCAGCAGCUGCUGCUGCACCCGCCAUUACUGUAGACAACAAGUCGCAACAUGUUGGCAACAAUCACGCUGCUGCAAGUGCAUUGCAGACGCCAGUACGGCAGCAUUUGCAGCAGCAGCAGCCACUGUCUACCACUGGAGAGCUCCACGAGGAUGCCUCCGUUGCGGCAGCCUCCGCUAUUGCCUUGGAGCCGACUCGCAUCCGUGACUUCGCCGCUGCCUCAACAGGACAGGCUGUAGCCGAGAUCCCCUCCAUUGAUCGCACUUUCCUUCCGCCUUUCCGCGAGAAGAUGCACACGCAGGUGGAUCGAGAGGCUCCUGUGGUUGCAGAAACUGCGGGGGCGACUUCGAGUGCAGACGCGGAAGACACCAGCGCUGGUGCUGCUGCAAGACUGGAGAGCUGGCAGGAAGCAGCGGCAGGCACAGCAUCGCGGAAGGCGUGGGAAGCCUUUGCUUUCUUAGGGUCUUCUGAAGGGAAUGUGAGGAAAGAGAGGGGGAAAGACGAGAGUGUGGCUGAAGCGGCAGCCGAGGCAACCGAGUAUCGGAGGCGUGUGCGUGGCGAAGAAAAGGAAGCCGUUGGAUUCGAAAGGGAGGCACACGAAAUGCACACGUCUUCUUCUUCCAAAGAGGCUGAGGUAGCCGCGGCAGACAGCAGCGCCGAUCCGGCUGUUUCAAGGCCUCUUGCAGAUGCUAGCUCAGCAGCACUGACGCAAAGGACGCUGCCAGAAGGUAGGGAUCGAGAAGAGGUGGGGAGAGACACGGAGGAGGAGGCAGAGGCGAGCUUUCAGGGAGCCGAGGCUUCUCUCGUCGGAACUGACGAGGAGCACUCUGUUCGGCAUUCCGCAGAUGGCCGUGUUGAAGGCAGUGGAGAAGAACGUGCAACUGCUUCAAAAGAAAACAGCCUUUCCGCUGCCGAUACUCCUGAAGAAAAACAGCAGCAGCAGCAGGCGACGCGGCAGGCAGGGGCAAGCGCAGAGAGAAUCCACAGAGAGGCGACCUCUGCUGCUGCUGCAUAUGCCUCUCCCGUAGUGGCUCCCGUUGUUGCUGCCCCCAUCGUUAAGGCCUCUGCUGCCGCUGCUGCGUUUUCACCUCCAGACAUCUCUGGAGCUGUUGCUGCUCCCCUCUCUGCUGCUGCUGAUACCUUUCCUGCCAGUCGUGCCGAGACACCCGCAACUGCAGCACAGUCAGCAGCAGCAGCGGAUGCAGCAGCACCAACAAUGCACUACUACAGCACUAUACCAAUUCCUAGAAAGUCCCACGUAGAGGCACAUACACCCCAAGAAACGGAUCUUUUCGGAGAGCAGGCAGAUGGAGGUACGAUGGCUGUUGUCAGUCGGCUUGCUGCCUCUGCGUGGCAAGCCCAGAAAACAAGCAUGCUGAAGGCCUUUCUGGAGCCCCUGCUUGCGAUUGUGUGCCCCUUUCUUGUGGCGUUCAUGGGUUUCUUGUUCAAGGCCUGCAAAAGGUGCCCUGCCGCUAAUUUGCUAGAACCUUGUCCUGGUUCAACCUAUUCGGUGUCUGCCUUUUUCUUGUGCUUGAGCUGUAUCGCUGCAACUGCCCCCUAUGCGCCUCACAGACUUUCCCUUUCUUACUGCCCUUCCACCCAAAAACAGAAAUAUGCUCCUGAUAAACCCCCUUCUGUUUUUACUCUACGCCGCCGUAUUCAUUUGGGACUGAAUAGUAGUCUGCCAACGAGCUCUCAUGAAGCCGCAUCAACCCCUGUAUCUACCCCUACAUCUACCCCUCUUUAA
Molecule: messenger RNA, 2115 nt
Organism: Cyclospora cayetanensis
Lineage: Eukaryota; Apicomplexa; Conoidasida; Eucoccidiorida; Eimeriidae
Product: AF4/FMR2 family member 4
Exons: 7
Coding region: 1-2115 (704 amino acids)
Source: RefSeq, a predicted model, not a curated record